Molecule: messenger RNA, 1153 nt
Organism: Myxocyprinus asiaticus (Chinese sucker)
Lineage: Eukaryota; Metazoa; Chordata; Actinopteri; Cypriniformes; Catostomidae
Product: erythroblast NAD(P)(+)--arginine ADP-ribosyltransferase
Exons: 4
Coding region: 173-1024 (283 amino acids)
Molecular function (GO): NAD+-protein-arginine ADP-ribosyltransferase activity; NAD+ poly-ADP-ribosyltransferase activity
Source: RefSeq, a predicted model, not a curated record
CAGGAAGGAAAGGGACUGUCCCUGAUAAGCUUUCCUGUAAUUUUCUUUGUCAGUCAGUGAAAACCCUGGAGUUCUGUGCUCUCUGGUCAUAUGCUCUCUCCAUGUUCAACUGUUUAGAAUACGUAGUAAAACGGAUCUAAAAACGACUUCUGCUCAUUCUCCAACUGAUACAAUGGGAGGUGUGAGAUUUCCUGCAUUGCUCUGUGUACUCUUGCACACAACUGUGGUGCAGGUAGCUGAUGAGGUGAUGGGCAUGCUUCCUGAAUCUGUGGAUUUCUCAUACAGCAAUUGUAGGGACGAGAUGCUGCAAAUGGUCACAAAACCAGGAGGUCUGCUCCAGAGAGAGCUUAACAAUAAUCCAUAUUUUAAGUCAAUGUGGCAAAGUAAUGCAACAUGUAAGAAGAGGAUUCCAGGGGGUACAAAGGAGCACAUGGCUGCAUUGCAGAGCUAUGUAGAAGCUGAUACUAAAUUUCAAGAAGUAUUCAAUACAUGGUUUUACACCAAAGGCAGGAACAGCACAAGUUACCAAGAUUUUCCUUUCAAAUCACUUUAUUUCCUGCUGACAGAUGCCAUGCGACUUUUAGGCAAAGACAUGUGUCAAACAGUGUACUCUGGCACAGAGGAGAAGUAUAUGGCAACAGUUGGAGAGAUGUUCAGUUUUAGGAGUUUUUUUCCAGCCACAUUUAAAUUUAGUGAUGCAUCUGAAGAUACCGGAAAUAAUGGCGGGACUGUUUUCAACAUCACUUCCUGUUUUGUGGUCAGCCUUGAUGAAAAUGUGUGUGAACCAGAGGAAAUGGAUCUGCUAAUAUAUCCCACUGAAGUUUUCACAGUUGAGGCUAUCAGGACUGUUAACAAUAGUAAUGAUAAGUUUACAGAGAUCACCUUAAUACAUUCAAAGCUUCACAGUCCUUUCAACUGUAGCUCCCUUCUCGACUUUCCCACACCUGAGGAAUCCUCUUCAAAUUCGAGUUCCAGCUUACUGGCUCCCUUUCUCAUGGUUUACUUUUACACACUGGCUCUGUAAUACACACAAAUCUGUAUGGUCUCAAAGGUGCUUAAACUUAUAUGAAACAAGUAAAAACUACAUUACUUUUCCUAAUGAACACAAGUAUCGAAUGUUCCAUCAAGUUUAAAAAUAAAAAUAAAGCUUUAA